AUGAAGAGGGCUCUGCUAUUUGCAUUUGCCGUUACAGUGGUCAAGUGCUCUUUUGAGGUUAGCGAUGUCAACAAAAAAUAAAUUUUUUUAGAUUUACUGGAAUGUCCCCGAUCACAUUUGUCCCAAUAAUCGUGUCGAAGAUUAUGGGAUAAUCGUCAACGAAGGCCACAAGUUCGAUGGGGAAAAGAUUGUCAUUUUCUACGAGGAGCAGCUGGGAUUGGUUCCAUUUUGCGCUCACGAGAAGAGCGACAAGAAAUGUUAUUCGUCGACGAACGAAUGCAGAUAUCCGCGGAACGGCGGAGUGCCGCAGGUGAGGUUGGCCAGGUUUUGUAACGGGCAUAGAUCACAUAUCACUUCCUGAAAGUUUCAGCUUACGCUUUGCAGGGGCUGUGGAGAUAUUCAACGAUCCUUGCGGCCAAGGGAGUACAGUACGCUAAACGCGGAGAGAGUUCAGAGAGAAAAACACUUUUUUGGCCAUAAUUUUGGUAAUUUCGUGCAGAAAAAAUUGAUUUUUUUUUUGGAAACAUUACCCUUUACGGUAGAAAAAGAAAUGAAACUUUUCCUGGCAAAAUUCGCAGAAAAAUAUUGCAAAACCAAAACUUUGACAGCAAGCACCGCUAACAAAAGGGAAGUACCCCAAGUGCGACGCUUAGAUUUUCAUCAAAUUUUGCACACACCUUGGGCAUACACUAAAUAUCAAUUCCUGAAAGUUUUAGCUCGCGCUUUCCAAGCGCCACCGAGAUAUUGAACGAUCUUUGCCGCCGAGAGAGUACAGUAAACGCGGAGAGCGGUCAGAGAAAAAAACACUUUUUGGCCAUAACUUUGAUUGUUCCAUGCGGAAAAAAUUGAUUUUUAGUGGAAACAUUACGGUAGAAAUCGGUAUGAAACUUUUCGUGCCGAAAUUUGGCCAAAAGUUUAAAAUUUUCGCCGGCUUUGCGAUCUAAAAAUCUCGGUUGUUUCUGCAAAGCGCGAGCUAGGAUUCUCGCAUAUAUUUUUUAAAAAAUUAUUCUAAAUUUGUGCCAAGUUUCAUCAAAAUCUGAGCGUCACACUUGGGGUACUUCCUCUGUAAGUACCGAAAAUUAAUAUAGUCGCGCCAUAAAGUCCGUAGAAUUUUUUUCGCCGACGUCGCGGGUUCAAUCGCCGAAAAGUGCAUGUCGCUAGUGCAAAAACGAGGAAUCGCAACGGUGCGUGCGAAAAAAAGGGAAAUUAAAUAAUGCACUGUGCAAAAUUCUACGGACUUUAUGUCGCGCCUAUUAUAUAAAAAAAGCGAUUUCAAACUUGAGCCUUCGCCCAGGGCUUACAAGGGAAGUACCCCAAAUGCGAUGCAAAGAUUUUUCCCUUAAAAUUUUUAUUUUUCCCCUAGAACCUUUCCUAUUGCAGAACGCGGAUCUCAACGCCCAUUUGAAGAAGGUUGUCCUAGAUGUUGAGCUUUUAAUUCCAAACAGAGAUUUUGACGGCAUCGCUGUGAUUGAUUACGAAUGCUGGCGACCAAUUUAUGAAUACAAUUAUGGCGGAAGGAGUGUUUAUCAAAAAUAUUCGAUUGAAUUGAUCCGAGAGAAAUAUGGAAUCAACGACACGAGUGCGGAAAGAUUAGCGAGAUACGAGUUCAACAGCGCUGCAAAGUGGGUUUCAUUUUUUUCUUUAAAUUUUUUUUGCAAAAACCUGAGAGUUAAGUGUAGGAUGAAUAGGACUAUAUAAUUGAUGAUAUUUACCCCCAUUUUCAGACGUUUCUUCAUUGAGACGCUAAAGUUGGCCAAAAGACUGCGGCCAUUUGCCAAAUGGGGAUAUUGGGAGUAUCCCCUGUGCAAUUAUGACGCCGGCUACGAUGGGAAAACUGACUGUUUGGCGUCGUUUAGAGUCUACAAUGAACAGUAAGUUGAAAAGAGGGGUAGUUUAUCGCGUUUGUGACUGCUAAAAAAAUAAAUAAAAAAUUUUUUUAUUCAUUUUUUUUGAAAAAUUCGAAAAGUUAAAAAAUGUGCAACAUAAUAUUUCCGCAAAAAAAUCAAGUUUUUUCGAGCGGAAAUUGCGUUAGAAAAAAAAAUGUUUUUUGUCUCGCCCACCCUCCUCAUUUUGUGUGUUCUUUCGGAAAAAGAUUGCGUUAUUGUUGUGGGUGUAAAUUACGAGAUGAAAUUUUCAUUGACUUUUUUGUGGCAUGUAGAUGUACCAAAUUAAAAAAACAAAUCGAAAAGUGUUAAACUUGGAGACCCAAAAAAAAUUUUCUCAAUUUUUUUUUCAGAUUGCUGGAUCUAAUGGCGAUACAGGACGUUCUGUUUCCACGGGUCUAUUUUUCAAGCAAUCGACGUGAAAAUCACACAAAUUCCAAACAGACGAUUGCACGGAUGAAGGAAGCGUUGAGGACGAACAUGCUGACAUUCCAGGCCAGGAAACCAAUUUAUGCCUAUGUUAAGUUUGCGUACGGAGAAGAUGAAGAGUUCUACUCUGCGGUAAGGAAUUUGAAAAGCUCAAAACUAUGAGGAAUUCGAUUUCAUUAGUUAAGACUUGGGAAAAAAUGGAUCAAAAUCGCAAAAAUUGUGUUUCUAAGGCCCUUAGGGCUCGCUAUUUUGUAGGCAUGUCGCUUUUUAUUGCUAAACAGUCCUAUAAAAUUUGUAGUUAUAAUUUUUAUAGAGUUUAUUAAGGGCAAUUUAGAAAAAUUGGCUGUUUUUAAAAUGAAAAAUCAAAAUUGACGAUUGCGGGAAAGUCUCGGUUUCAUAAAAGCCCUGAGGGGAAAAUAAUGAAAAAAUCGUCUGGUGGAAAACUAGAAGCUUUAUAGAUCCGAAAAAAUCAAUUUUUCUAAAUUUUUAUCGAUUACUCCCCAAGGUAUUUGCUAAGAAAAUCUUCCGGGCCCGGCUGGUAUACCUAGUAUAAUAUCGGCCCCGUUUUGGCUGAAAAAAAAGUCGGAAAUGACAAUUUUGAUACGAAGAGAGAUUACGGAGAUUCAAAAAGACGUUGUCGUUUACAAACACAUCAUACGAAUAUAUUUUUUAGGAAGAUAUUUGCAACUCUUUCCAUCUGCCUUUACUUCUCGGCGCGGAUGGAGCGAUUGUUUGGUCGGGAAGUAAGAACAUGCAGAAAAGAUGUGAUUCCAUUGCGGCAUAUGUUCAAGACAUGUUUGGGCCGUAUUCUUCGGCGUUUCUGAGCAUGAGCAGAAGGUAAGUCGGCGUCGCCAAAGCCUUGUGAAACACAGUUAAAAAUACACUUUUUGUCCUUUGGAACCUUGAAAAACCACUUAUUUUGGGUCACCCUAUAUUAUGUACAUUGGAAACGCGAAUGUAACGAUCUUUUAUGCCUUCAGGUGCUCCGUUCACCACUGUAAUGGCCAUGGACUUUGCACGAAUCUGCGGUACGCCGAGAAAUUGGAGUCUUGCACUUUUGCCAUACCAACACAAGUUUUUUGUAAAUGUGACGACGGGUAUUACGGACGAUAUUGUCAAGAAUCUAUUUAUUAUAAUGGACGUGAAGUUCAAAAAGGAUUGUAUAAUGCAUAA
Molecule: messenger RNA, 3485 nt
Organism: Bursaphelenchus xylophilus (pine wood nematode)
Lineage: Eukaryota; Metazoa; Nematoda; Chromadorea; Rhabditida; Aphelenchoididae
Source: the annotation of a GenBank genome assembly